Molecule: messenger RNA, 4340 nt
Organism: Tarenaya hassleriana
Lineage: Eukaryota; Viridiplantae; Streptophyta; Magnoliopsida; Brassicales; Cleomaceae
Product: zinc finger CCCH domain-containing protein 44-like
Exons: 11
Coding region: 219-4169 (1316 amino acids)
Molecular function (GO): DNA binding; metal ion binding; protein binding
Source: RefSeq, a predicted model, not a curated record
AGAGGAGGAAAAAAGCGAGGGCACCUAAACAUUUAAGAAUGGCUUGUCCAAUCCGAUGACCGCGAGUCCAUUUUCGAUGUGCCCCCACUGUUCUUCCCCUCGAAACAACUUACCACCACCUUCGUCAUCUUCUGCUCCAAAUCCCUAAAUUUUAGGGUUUUUCUCUCACUGACUCAUCUUAACCAGUUGCUCUCUCACUCGAUUCCUGUUCCGAUCUAAUGGACAAUCACCAGCAGCAGCUCCGGCAGGGCGAGCCGGGGAAAGCUGCUCUCGCCCGUCGCGGCGACGGCUCCGUCAAUGGAAUCGAUCUCAUGAGAGUUGAUCUACGCGAUGAGAUCGGUGAAACUGGAGCUCCUCCGAUCGCCGGAGCUUCUUCAACGGUGGGUGUGGUGGUUGGAGUGGACGGUGGUUUGGUGGAUGUGUCCAUUGAGCAAGAGCCGAAAAUUGUCGAUGGAGUUUCUCCUGCAAAGCGGAGGCGGGGUCGGCCUCCGAGGGGGCAGGCUAAGACGCUGCCGCAGCCUCGGCCGCCUCCGCCUCGGAAGAUGGAGGAUGAGGAAGAGGAUGUCUGCUUUAUUUGCUUCGACGGCGGGGACCUUGUUCUCUGUGAUCGCCGGAACUGCCCUAAGGCAUACCAUCCAGCUUGCAUUAAGCGUGAUGAAGCAUUCUUUCAAACAAAGGCUAAAUGGAACUGCGGUUGGCACAUAUGCAGUACAUGUCAGAAGGCUUCCAGUUAUAUGUGUUAUACGUGUACAUAUUCUGUUUGCAAGCGAUGCAUUAAAGAUGCCAACUACGUGAGUGUGAGAGGAAAUAUGGGCCUUUGUGCAAUAUGCAUGAAGACCAUAAUGCUGAUUGAGAAUGUUGCUCAAAGCGAUAAAGAAACGGUUAAAGUGGAUUUUGAUGACAAAACUAGUUGGGAGUAUCUAUUCAAGGUAUAUUGGCUUUGUUUGAAGGAAAAGCUGUCUCUAACUCUUUCCGAGCUUACCAAAGCCACGACCCCAUGGAAGGAGGUUUCUAGUGUUGCUCCCAAGGUGGAGUUAGGAAAUGAGCUUUGUGAUCACAGCUAUAAUAGAGUUCAUUCUUCAGAAAAUACAUGCGUAGAUGUGGCAGUGGAUGGGACCAAAAGAAGAAGGACUAGUGAUUCGCCUACCUUACUCAACAUGAAUACUAAAAACUCGGGUGAUAACCAAGAGAAGCUUCCUAGGGCUACAGAGUGGGCAACAAAAGAACUCUUAGAGUUUGUGGCGUAUAUGAAGAACGGCGAUAUAUCAGUGCUCUCUCAGUUUGACGUGCAAACCCUUCUGCUUGACUACAUAAAGAGGAAAAACCUCCGGGAUCCUCGUGAAAAAUCUCAUGUUCUCUGUGAUUCGAUGCUCAUGAGAUUGUUUGGGAAACAACGAGUGGGUCACUUUGAAAUGCUAAAACUUCUUGAGUUUCAUUUCCUUAUACAAGAGAAUUCGCCAAAUGCAAAAACCAUGAAUGGAGAAGCUACUCAUGCAAUUCCUCACCAAAUGGUAGAGGAUGGCGUUGAGGAAACGACAAGGAGUGAUCAAAGGCGGAAGACGCGUAAAAAAGCUGGUGAUGGAGUACGAAAUGCAAACAAGGACGAAUAUGCUGCCAUUGAUGUUCACAAUAUCAACUUGAUCUAUUUGAGACGUAAAUUUUUAGAGACUCUUCUUGAUGACAUCGACAAAGUUCAUGAGAAGGUGGUAGGCACAAUUGUGAGAAUUAGGGUUUCUGGCAACGAUCAGAAGCUGGACAUUCACAGGCUCGUCCAAGUUGUAGGUACAUGCAAGGCGACGGAAUCCUACCAAAUUGGUACAAGAACUACAGAUGUUAUGCUGGAAAUACUGAAUUUAGACAAGAGAGAAGUCAUCUCGAUUGAUCAAUUAUCAGAUCAGGACAUCACAGAGGAUGAGUGCAAACGAUUGCGUCAGAGCAUAAAAUGUGGCCUAAAUAAACGGUUUAUUGUGGCCGAGAUCUUGGAGAAGGCAGCGACGCUUCAAUCCAUGAGAGUGAGUGAGGCACUAGAAGCUGAGAUAUUAAAGCUCAAUUAUCUGCGUGAUCGGGCCAGCGAGAAUGGCUAUAGAAAGGAGCUUAGGGAAUGCAUCGAAAAACUAGAGCUUCUGAAGUCUCCUGAGGAACGUCGGCGACGUAUGCAGGAAAUCUCAGAAGUACAUACAGAUCCGAGUAUGAAUCCUUGUCAUGCAUCAGCGGAAGAUGCAGAGUUGGGCACAAUAAAACAAGAUAAUCAAAUAAAGACAUCAAGUAAAAACCCACAGAAUAAGGGUGAUAUCCUGAACAACUUAGGAAAUAGUGCACAGAGAAAUUUUGCUGCAGCCUUUUUGAGAAGCAAGAAUGUCUGCACAACGUUUUAUGCUGAUAGGGAUGGUAGUUCCAAUGUCCAAAACUCAUCAGACAUCCAGGAAACGGUUCAAGAAGAGGAGGAGAGUGAAGUAUGGCACUAUCAAGAUCCAACUGGGAAAACCCAGGGGCCGUUUUCUAUGGCACAGCUUCGCAGAUGGAAAUCUAGUGGGCAUUUCCCUCCAUAUCUUAGGAUAUGGAGAAGUCAUGAAAAACAAGAUGACUCCGUACUUCUGACUGAUGCACUGGCUGGACGGUCCAAUAAAGCGAAUACUUUGUUAAGUGCCUCUAUGCCAUCCCAGGAACUGAAACUGGCUGUUGAAUCAGGCCUAGAUGUGACUGCCAGCUCUGAUAAAGGAGUUGACAACAAUCAUCGAGAGAACCCUACUGCUAACAACACUAGUGCAAGCUCAUGUUCUUCCUCUUAUGUCGUGCCUGUGGCUGUUACCAUUCAAAACGAGAGACAAAAGGAGAGUCUUCCAUCUGGCGUUGGAAAAUUAGCGAGUGGUAAUUCUCAUUGCCCGCCUCAUGCUAUUGCUACUUGUCCACCAUCAUCAUCUAUGGAUCUUGAAAAUGCUGUUUCACAUGAGGUAAGAGAAAUCCCAGUAAGAGAUGUAUGCAAUGCUGUGGAAACAGGUGGUAGCCAUAGCUUCGUUAAGAACAUCAAGGACGACGGUGCACAUGCUGCUUCUGUUUCCUUGAAUGGCUCCGUUCAUACCCCAAACCUGAAUCAGGAGAUUCAUUUCCUGGAUUUUUCCAGUCCCACACCAAAGUCAAGCCCUGAAGACUUGGAAACUCAGGCUGCUGAGACAAUACAGUCCUUGUCUUCAUGUGUUCUCGUCAAGGGACCAUCUGGUGUCACAUGGAGCACCGCCACCACGGCCGCUACCCCUUCAAGUAUAGUGGUCAGUGGAACACAACUUCCAGAAGUACCUCAGCAAAACGGUGCUGUUAUGCCACCUGCACUGGUGGUAAAGCCAGCUGAGUUGUCGACCGAACAUGUUAUUGCUACUCAGACUUCAGACAACACCCAAGUGGCUCACCAUUCAUCUGGAUGGCCAGCCAUUGUGGCUGAUCCAGAUGAGUGCGAUGAAUCAGUUUCGGAUCUCUUGGCAGAAGUCGAAGCCAUGGAACAGAACGGUUUGCCCUCUUCUCCUACAUCAACGUUCCAUUGUGAUGAUGAUGAUGACGAUGACUUGACGAAAGGGCCUGAAAAAGACUUCUUCCACCCUGUGGCAAGAAUGUCGCUUGCAACCGAGUUGUGCAUGAGCAACGGGGCUGAGGUGGACGUUCUCGACAGUCAGAAUGUCUAUACAUCAGGAACGGAUCCAAAGGAGAGCUCAAAAGCUAUGGAUGCUCCUCCGGUCAGCAUCCACUGUGAAACCACCACCGGUCUGGAGCUUCCACUUUUCACACAACCGGUGCCGCCGGCUUCAAUCAGUCAUGACCUGACUCUAACGACAACGGCUCUCAGAUUAGGAUCAGAAGCCACAGUGGAAGGGGGAGCACUGGAUGACAUAUCAAAAACAGAACCGAGCCACAAGUCAGGUAAUGAAGGCACAGCCCGUGGGAAUAAUGGACAGCAGCAGCAGCAGAGGAAUGAGAGAGAGAGGGGGACGACCGGGCAUAGAGACCGGGAAAGACAAUGGUGGAACCAUGGAAGCAGUGGCUACAGUCAUACUAAUAGGCAGUGGCCGUACAGCAGCAGUGGUCAUGCUUCUCAUCCGCCCAGAGGGCUCAGAAUCUGUAAAUUCUAUGAAAAUGGGCGCUGCAAAAAGGGUGCUUCUUGUAGUUUUUGGCAUCCCUAACCAUAGUCCCUAUUUAAUUAUUUUCUUUUUGGUGGUCGUCUGUCGAAAGGAAGAAGCUGUUGUAACAGUAUAGUUUUUUUUUUUUGUUGCUUUAUAGCUGGAAUUAUUUCAUCUUAGGAAAGAACAAAUUUGGUAUAAGAUGAUGUCGUGAAACGACCCUUCUUCUCGUUA